ACUUCCUCUUUCCCGAUUUCCUCUUUUUUCUUUUCUGAUUUUUCUUCCUUCUUUUCUUCCGCUGUUCAUACUUUCUUUCUUCUACUUCACCAUUUUUCUAUUUUGAUGGAGGGGGAUCCUUCAGAAUUUGUUAUUAUAGCUCCAGUUACCCCAGAUAUUGCCGAGAUGAGGGUGGAUCUUAUUGUCAAAGGUGAUCCAAAAAUUUCUCCAGUUGUUGCCGAGGCCAUGACCGUUUCUCCUUCUGUUGUUAAUAAUUCUGUUCUUGCCUCUAUUAGUUCAAAAGCGAGCCUUUCCAAAUCAGAGUAUGCCCAUUACCCCUCCUUUUCCAAUGGGGUUUCCUACAAUUUUGUCUUCACAAGAUGACAAAUCUAGUCAUUUUGGCCUUUUGUUGAACCUGCAUAUAAGGACAUAUAUUUUUGGAAAAACAUUUGGGUUACACUCUUUUGAUGUUUCUUUAUCUAUUAUGGAUGUUUUAGUUUUGUUUUGUUAUAUUUGGAUCUUAUAUAUAUAUAUAUAUAUCUACAUUCUUAUGUUGCGGUGCUUUGGUUUUGUGUUUGGAAAACAUCUGCUUGCUGAAUAGAUGCUCUAUUUUUAA
Messenger RNA from Rubroshorea leprosula, 595 nucleotides. NCBI's taxonomy places the organism in Eukaryota, Viridiplantae, Streptophyta, Magnoliopsida, Malvales, Dipterocarpaceae. The record is from the annotation of a GenBank genome assembly.